Messenger RNA from Rangifer tarandus platyrhynchus (Svalbard reindeer), 771 nucleotides. Lineage: Eukaryota; Metazoa; Chordata; Mammalia; Artiodactyla; Cervidae. The record is from the annotation of a GenBank genome assembly.
AUGCCAAAGCGGCUCCCCUUCCUCUGCGCCUUGGGUGCCUAUAAAUUGCUCCGGCGCGCGUUUGUCAGCCUCCUCUUCUCCUGGCAGGUGGUACCCAGGCAGAAUUCUGCGUUCAGUCUCUCUCUCGCUCCGCUCCCGGCCGUGAGGCGCUCGCCACUGCUCGCCAGCUCCUCCGAUCCAGCCCGGAGCCUCUCGGAGCCGCUGCCGGUGCCCAGCGCCGCUGCUCCGCUCACCCGGAGGGCGCCGGGCCCGAGGUCUUGCGGCCGGUGCGUGGGGUUUUGGGGAUGCGCAUCUAUUAGAGUUCUGGUGGUUGCCGAGGAGGGGAACAAAAAAAAGAGAGAGAAAAGAAAGGAGAAGGGCGAUCCCAGCGAGCGAAAGAAGAGAAGGAGGCAGAAAAAGGCAACUUCAGACGGAAAGUUGGUGCGAACUGGCGCAGUCGGCAAAAACGGAAAAGUCGAUCGCAGGCGGCGGCAUAAAAGUGUGAGCGGCCCGGGAGAGCGCGGGAGGCGGCGGCUGCUCUGCGCUCAGGGCGGCCGCGCCGGCGCCCAGGCAGCCACAGCUCGGGACUUCAGCUCAAGUCACUUGGCGUCCGAGCUCCCUCCCCAGCCGCAGCCUCAGCUGGGGGGAGAGCAAGAGCCCGCGAGGAGCGGCCGGCGCGCGCCCGCCCAGGGGACUUGGGGUUCGCAGGGGGUUGUUUUCGGCUCUGAGGAGGUCCCCGCCCAACCUUCAAAAUUUUGUCCAAAAGCAGACAAGAGGAUCGCCCCGCGCUGA